AUGAUCAAUCAAUGCGAAAGAAGGCUGAGCGAGAUGUCCUUCCUCCCAGUCAACCGUUUUCCAAUGUUUGGGACCAUAAACAGGGAUCCGGAACAUGAGCGGGUUUGGAAACAAGGAGACUCCGUUAUCCAAAACUUUCGAAGGAUGGUUAGCAAGUACGAUGAGGCCGCCGAUCGGCGCCUUGAGUACCAGCCCCGUCAAGUAGAUCCAGUGAAGUUCACAAUUGACGAGCUGACCCGGAACGAAGAAAUCUUGGACCACCUGCAGUCGACCCUCCUGCCUAGCUUACAGUUUCAAACCAUCAAGCUAUUCAAAUUACUAAACCCAUUGGGCUUGCAGCAAGAACUAGAGUCAAAAAUCCAGCUUAUCUCUCAAACCCAAUUGAACGUCGAAAAAUAUAUAGAUAGGUUGAAAAGUUGGAUCGUUCAAGUCUGCCCAGGACGCUUGGAUCGAUCGUACCCAUCCAAUGACCAUCACUACAAACGAUUAAAAUCAUUCCGGCUUUCUAGUUUGAAGAAGUAUAUCUUUGAGGCCUCUCAAGACAUGAGUCGAAGCUGUCGGGUAGCCUCUGAGAUCCUCAACCGCGCGAAAGACUCGACAGAACCACCUAGUCAGCAGACGAAAAAAACGUAUCAUCAGGGAGUAUUGUUAGCCCAUAAGGCAAUUAGAUCGUUCCAGGCGACUAUUGAAUGCAUCAAAGGAUCUGAAUUAGAUGUCGCUGAGAAGAGUUGGCAAUCACGUUUGAUGAGUAUCGACAACAGCUUACGGAACAUCGUAUGCUUAGUCACCCCUGUAACAAACUCUAGUCCAAACGAUACUCAUCGUCGCUGUAGAAAAAACUUCACCAACGAAUCAGUCAUCGACCUCGCUAAAUCGGCAAUAACAUUGAUCAAGGUCCAUAAACUAUUCUUUGUCAAGUUCUUCUCCAGACGCGGGGCGAUUAGGAGAAGUAUCCCAUGCUUCACAGAGUUGUGUUCGGAUCAAAUCGGAUCUAUAGUUCGAUCGUUCGAAGACGUUGCUGAGGAGAUCCAUGGACUCGUUGAACGCUUUAAAGAGGCUGAUAAGAUUGGCGACCAUAUCACUAACGACAGUCUGCGCCUAACAGCUGCCCGUCUCAAAGCUCGUUUCGAUGCUCCUAUGGUUCUCCUACUCCUUUAUCUCAUUCCUCUGAUCCCCGAUAUCGCCACUCAAAAUGAUUACAGAGAUUGGUUGCUUACUUGGAACACUCAGCGUAACUUAGCCUCCGAGAACUACAUCAACAUUUCCAGGUCACUAGUUGACCGCGAGUCCGACGGUCAGGAGUCCGACGACGACGACUACGAAUACCACUCUUCCGACUCCUACGAGACAUAUUAA
Messenger RNA from Puccinia triticina, 1356 nucleotides. RefSeq lists its product as uncharacterized. The coding region runs from base 1 to 1356 and encodes 451 amino acids. Lineage: Eukaryota; Fungi; Basidiomycota; Pucciniomycetes; Pucciniales; Pucciniaceae. The transcript is spliced from 2 exons. The record is from RefSeq and is a predicted model, not a curated record.